Terrapene triunguis (Three-toed box turtle) is the source of this 2063-nucleotide messenger RNA. Its product is annotated as V-type proton ATPase subunit d 1. The record is from RefSeq and is a predicted model, not a curated record. Gene Ontology annotation, biological process: vacuolar acidification; vacuolar transport; proton transmembrane transport. Gene Ontology annotation, molecular function: proton-transporting ATPase activity, rotational mechanism. Bases 83 to 1138 code for a protein of 351 amino acids. NCBI's taxonomy places the organism in Eukaryota, Metazoa, Chordata, Testudines, Emydidae. Gene Ontology annotation, cellular component: vacuolar proton-transporting V-type ATPase complex; lysosomal membrane; early endosome. The transcript has 8 exons.
CAGCGCGUGUCACGUGAUUCGCAGCCGCCGGGUCCCCCCCAGUCGCCGGGAGCGAGCCGGGUCCGGGUCCGCGGCCGCCGCCAUGUCGUGCUUCCCCGAGCUCUACUUCAACGUGGACAGCGGCUACCUGGAGGGGCUGGUGCGGGGCUUCAAGGCCGGCGUGCUGAGCCAGGGCGACUACGUGAACCUGGUGCAGUGCGAGAGCCUGGAGGAUUUGAAGCUGCACCUCCAGAGCACGGAUUAUGGGAACUUCCUGGCCAACGAAGCCUCCCCCCUUUCUGUCUCCGUCAUAGAUGACAAGCUGAAGGAGAAGAUGGUGGUGGAGUUUCGUCACAUGAGGAACCACGCGUAUGAGCCAUUGGCAAGUUUCCUGGACUUCAUCACCUACAGCUACAUGAUCGAUAACGUCAUCCUGCUGAUCACCGGGACGUUGCACCAGCGCUCCAUCGCGGAGCUGGUGCCCAAGUGCCAUCCGCUAGGAAGCUUUGAGCAAAUGGAAGCUGUGAAUAUUGCUCAGACCCCUGCGGAGCUCUACAACGCAAUCCUGGUGGACACGCCCCUGGCCGCCUUCUUCCAGGACUGCAUAUCCGAGCAGGACCUCGACGAAAUGAACAUCGAAAUCAUCCGAAACACGCUGUAUAAGGCGUACCUGGAAUCCUUCUACAAGUUCUGCAGCAUCCUGGGAGGCACGACUGCAGACGCCAUGUGUCCAAUCCUGGAGUUUGAAGCUGACAGGAGAGCCUUCAUCAUCACCAUUAACUCGUUUGGCACGGAGCUCUCCAAAGAGGACCGAGCUAAGCUGUUUCCUCACUGCGGGAAACUCUAUCCUGAGGGGCUGGCCCAGCUAGCCAGAGCAGAUGACUACGAGCAAGUCAAAACAGUAGCAGACUACUACCCUGAAUACAAACUGCUGUUCGAAGGAGCCGGCAGCAACCCUGGAGACAAAACCCUGGAGGACCGUUUUUUCGAGCAUGAGGUGAAGCUGAACAAACUGGCUUUCCUCAACCAGUUCCACUUCGGGGUUUUCUACGCCUUCGUCAAGCUGAAGGAGCAGGAGUGUCGCAACAUCGUGUGGAUUGCCGAGUGCAUCGCGCAGCGACACCGCGCCAAGAUCGACAACUACAUCCCCAUCUUCUAACCGCCCUCGGCCCUCCUGCUGCCGGGUGGAGCCCAGUGGAACUGCCCUUCCCCCCAGUACAUUCGAAUGAUCACUAGUCCUCGCUCCGGGGACGGCUCCUCUCUGGAACUGGCUCGGAUGGAAACUGGACAGUCUGUUGUUCCAGAGCUGCCGUUGUUUGUGAGUUCUGUGUGCUGUGAGGGGCCAGCGGGGCCUGGGACAGGCGCUGGGCCUGUGCAGCCAUGUAGCAGGAGGGCUCCAGUCCAUGUAUUAUAAUUGUACCUGUGUCACUGUACUGAUCAGCUGUGUGUGCUUCACUGAGCGAGCCAGUGCUGAUCUCUGAGGGAACUGGCAUCUCUCAGCCAUUCACUCCUUGCUCUCGAGUGACUCAUUAGACAUGUGUUGCCUGAGUUUAAAUGUCCCCUUUACCAAGGCUGAGACUCGAGCAGUCUGGCUCCAGUAAGUAUUGUCCCCCAGAAGCUUCAUGUGAGUGUUCCUCUUGCCUCCCUUAGUGUAGCGGAUGCUGCUGUGUAAUUCCUGCAUCAUCUUGUCUGACUCCUCCGAGGGCAGAAGGCCGAGCCGCCCUUGUCCAAAGAGCUGAGGCAGGAGCAGAGGUUCUUGCUGGCUAUUGCAGGGCUCUGAGCAGCACCCAGUGACUGUCCUUCCCCCUGUCGCCAGGCAGCACUUGCUUCCCGGGGACCUGCUGGUGCUGAGGCCGGCCAGCCACUGACGGGGGGACCUGGCCAGCAAAUGUCUUUGCCCCAGAAAGAUUCUUGCUAACCUGCCCGCAACCUGGGAACAGGUAUCGAGCGAGGCUGGCCCUGCAGUGGCUGUGGGGGCGGUACGUGCCUACUGCUGUGUGUGGGUGCUAGCCAGCCUGCCCGCCCAACCCCCGUGGCUCCCCCAGGGUCCCCACCAGCUGCCACUCUUCUUCUGGGGGCUCUGA